AAUUGAAGUCAACAUUUUUGCAGCUUGGUGGAGAAAAUAAGAAAAAUGGGUUUAUUCAGAAACUUUAGCAGGAAUAUCUGCAAAAUUUUAAACAUUAUGUGAUUUCUUUCUAUCUAUUCGGACCUUGGUGGAUAGAGUUAGCAGAUAAUUGUUGCUGGUGGGGUGUCAGAUAUGUGGUGAAUUAGUGGAGGUGUGGGAAAGCUGAGCUAGACACCAUGUCAUAGAAAAGAGAGAAAACAAUAUCUGCAAAAUUUUGUAUUACUUUUCAUUUGUCUUGGCCUUGGUGGACAGAGUUACGUGGUACUUGAUGCUGAUGGGAGGUGUUGGGUAUUCCGUGAAUUAGUUGAGGUCAAAGCAGGGAAAUUUGUUUUAAAGCCGGAUGUGUGCUUUAGCUUAUCUGAAAUUCUUGGCCCCUUCCUAUCCAGUAUAAACUUGAAACUUUCUGGAAUUAUGCAUGUCUGGUCUUGGGGCCAUUGCCGACAAUAUUGAAAGAACGAUUACUUUAUCGGAUAGGACAAAGUCACUUGAUUCUUCAUUAAUUCAUGACAAUAACGACAUUACCAAAUUGACAAAUGGUGAAGUUUGUCUUACUUCUGAAUCCACCAACUUUAGAGUUGGGGAGCUCUUAUUACCAAAUGGGGAAUCCUAUUCUGGGUCCCUGCUGGGCAACAUACCCGAAGGUUCUGGAAAGUAUAGGUGGUCUGAUGGUUGUCGGUAUGUGGGUGAGUGGAGACAUGGGAUAACACAUGGUCAUGGGAAACUAGAAUUUCCUUCUGGUGCUGUUUAUGAUGGUGAAUUUUCAGGUGGUUAUAUGCAUGGUGAGGGGACAUAUAUUGGACCUGAUAAAGUGAUCUAUAGGGGACGCUGGCGGUUUAACCUUAAACAUGGUUUAGGAUAUCAAAUGUAUCCCAAUGGGAAUAUUUUUGAAGGGUCCUGGAUGCAGGGAACCCCUGAAGGACCAGGUAAGUAUACAUGGGCUAAUGGGAAUGUCUACUUUGGAAACAUGAAAGGAGGGAAAAUAUCAGGGAAAGGAACUCUCACUUGGAUUAACGGAGAUUCAUAUGAAGGGAACUGGUUAAAUGGUGCAAUGCAUGGCGUCGGUAUGUAUACAUGGAGUGAUGGUAGCUGUUAUAUUGGUACAUGGACACAUAGUCUAAAGGAUGGAAAAGGAACAUUUUAUCCUAGUGGUAGCAGGCUUACGGCUGGUCAAGAAUUGUACCUCAAUGCAUUGAGAAAACGAGGGUUACUGCCAGAUAUGAGAAAACAAAGUCAAGUCUCCCAUAUCCAUCAUGCCGCUUCAGUUGAUAUGGGAAGUGUCAAAGUCAGUGGUAAACUUCCAGAGAGGAACCUGUUAAAUUUCGGGCAGUCACGACCUACAAAUGUUUCUCUGGAAAGACGAUGGAGUCUUGAAGUAGCCAUUGAGAAAGUUAUUGGACAUAAUUUAGAUGGAGACAUGGAGGAUGCUAUGAGUGCUCCAAUUUUGGAAAGAGAGUACAUGCAAGGCAUCCUAAUCAGUGAGGUUGUCUUAAAUGAGCGUUUUUCACCACCAUCUGGGAGAGCCAGAAGGAGGCAGAAGAGAUUUGUAAGGGAAUUAAAGAGACCAGGUGAAGCAAUCAUAAAGGGUCACAGGAGUUAUGAUUUAAUGCUAAGUCUGCAGCUUGGGAUCAGAUACACUGUGGGGAAAAUUACACCUAUACAAAGACGAGAUAUACGAAAUUCAGAUUUUGGUCCGCGUGCUAGCUUUUGGAUGUAUUUUCCAAAAGGAGGAUCUCAGUUGACACCUACACACCAGUCUGAAGAUUUCAAGUGGAAAGAUUAUUGCCCAAUGGUCUUCAGGAAUCUGAGGGAGAUGUUUAAGAUUGAUGCUGCUGAUUACAUGAUGUCAAUUUGUGGAAAUGAUGCCCUUAGAGAGCUUUCUUCUCCUGGAAAAAGUGGCAGUGUAUUUUUCCUGUCUCAGGAUGACCGUUUCAUGAUUAAGACAUUACGUAAAUCUGAAGUUAAGGUUUUGCUGCGGAUGCUUCCGAAUUAUCAUCGCCAUGUCAAGACAUAUGAGAAUACUCUCAUCACUAAAUUUUUUGGACUUCACAGGAUAAAACCUUCCAGUGGACAAAAGUUCCGCUUUGUAGUAAUGGGAAAUAUGUUUUGUACGGAGUUGAGAAUCCACCGAAGAUUUGAUCUUAAAGGUUCUUCACUAGGACGAUCUGCUGACAAGGUUGAAAUUGAUGAGAACACUAUACUUAAGGAUCUAGAUUUGAACUACUGCUUUUAUCUAGAGCCUUCUUGGCGCGAAGCUUUAUUAAAGCAGAUCGAAAUUGACAGUAAAUUCUUGGAGGAAGAGAACAUUAUGGAUUACAGCCUCUUGUUAGGUGUUCAUUAUAGAGCACCUCAACACCUACAAUCUCUCAUUUCGUGCAGUGGACGUACCACGGCAGAUGGAUUAGAAAUUGUUGCAGAAGAAGAGUCUCUGGAGGAUGAAAUAUCACCCCAGGGCCUUGUUUUGGUCCCACGUGGAAGUGAGGAUAGUGUCGUUGUGGGUCCUCAUGUCAGAGGCAGCCGAUUACGAGCGUCAUCAGCUACUGGUGAUGCGGAAGUGGACCUCCUCCUCCCUGGGACAGCAAGAUUCCAGAUUCAGCUUGGGGUGAAUAUGCCAGCGAGGGCGGAGUAUAUACCAAAAGAAGGUCAAACACAGGUGUUCCACGAAGUAUAUGACGUUGUGUUAUACCUGGGGAUAAUUGACAUAUUGCAAGAAUACAACAUGAGCAAGAAGUUAGAACAUGCAUACAAAUCGAUUCAGUUUGAUUCCGUUUCCAUCUCUGCUGUUGACCCAACGUAUUACUCGGAGAGGUUCUUAGAGUUCAUUCGGAAGGUCUUCCCUACAUAUGCAGUAGCAACUUGAACAGUAUCCCCAACCCCAAUCCUUAGCUGUUACCAUGGAAAUUCGUCCGGUUCCUUAGCCAUUACCAUGGUAUAGGGAUACAGCUGCUGUUUGUAAUUUAUUGAAGAGUGUACAAUGCGGAUUAUGGAUAUGUAGUUGAUAGCAAUGCAUAUCAGUUCUUCUUUACAAGUUGGAUACACAACUUGGAAGUUUAUAAAGAUUUUUACGACGACUUCAA
Molecule: messenger RNA, 3113 nt
Organism: Solanum tuberosum (potato)
Lineage: Eukaryota; Viridiplantae; Streptophyta; Magnoliopsida; Solanales; Solanaceae
Product: phosphatidylinositol 4-phosphate 5-kinase 9-like
Exons: 9
Coding region: 455-2896 (813 amino acids)
Biological process (GO): phosphatidylinositol phosphate biosynthetic process
Cellular component (GO): plasma membrane
Molecular function (GO): ATP binding; 1-phosphatidylinositol-4-phosphate 5-kinase activity
Source: RefSeq, a predicted model, not a curated record